Messenger RNA from Athalia rosae (coleseed sawfly), 1956 nucleotides. RefSeq lists its product as uncharacterized. Bases 119 to 1678 code for a protein of 519 amino acids. The transcript is spliced from 5 exons. The record is from RefSeq and is a predicted model, not a curated record. NCBI's taxonomy places the organism in Eukaryota, Metazoa, Arthropoda, Insecta, Hymenoptera, Athaliidae.
ACUAAUUGUCAAGAAAAGAUAACGAACAUAACAGGUCAGAGUCAUCCUAAACGAAUCAAACAUUGCCGCAUCACUAAACUUAUUCGUACGUGAACGAAUUCUUGUCACUUCCAAAAAAAUGUUCUUGCCUGAUGUUACUCAAGAAAAAGGAUGGCAGACAAAAAAUAUUUUGAGUAUCUCUAAAGGCUCAAAAUUCUUGACAUCAACGCCCAUUAAAAAAAAACUAGACAACGAAUUGGAAGAAAAUUGGCCAUCCCCAGUGAUAUCAUGUAGGACAACUGCUGUCUUAGGCUUUCCGGAACACAAAAGUAUAAUUGAUAGGCACAUAAAGUUGGCGCCAAAAAUGGUCAUAAUGGAUUCUGAUGAAGAAGAUGAAUUUCAGAAAAAAACGUUUUCAUUGAAUCACAAGCCAAAGAAGAUAAAAGUUCGGGAACAGGAUGGAAAUGAAAAAGUUGCUUCUAUCAAUAAUGAUUGUCUAGUGAACGACUCAGCAGAGAAUGGUGAAAUAUUACUACAAAAAAAUGCAACUCACAUUGAAACCAGCUCUUUUAGAAGAAGAUCGAUUAGGCUCCAAAAUACACUGCUAAGUGCACAACAUGAUAAGAAGAAAUGUAAUUUGAGUAAGCCAAAAAAUCAAGAGUCAAAAUCUUACGAGAAGCCUGCAUCUAACAAUAAGACUACAAGGGCUACUAGCUCUAGGAGAAAGAAGGUACCAACCAUAGUUGAUUCUGACAUGGCAAAGACUGCAGAAGUAAAAGUACAGCUCACUUUGUUGGAAAAUCAACACAGAAAAAAUAUAAAUCUGAAGACUUCCACAAAACUGUCAGAAACUACACAGAACCUUGAACCUGAGAUGCCUGGUGGUGUAUUAGAAGAACAUGCAGAUAGCCGUGAGCUGAUGCUCAGACGGUCUAAUCGAAAAAAAUGCCCCCCAUUAGAAUACUGGAAUGGGGAAAGGAUGAAAAUCUCUGGGUCUCCAGAAUCGUGUCUUCACAAAAACACACCACAAAAAAAAUUAAACAAAGGCUCAUCUGACAAACGGGUGCUAAAGAUUGAUCACCCAAGUCAAAAGAUCUCUAAUACGACCCAAGACUGGCAAAUUAGUCACAAUCCCAAGAAAAGAUUGGCUAUGACUGACGAAAAAAACGAGCUUGAUAAACCAGGUGCCAAAGAAAAAAGGACCAUAAAAUCUAAGAGGAAUAUUGAAUUUUCCACCAUCAAAUCAGGGAUUACAAUAAUUGGGCCAACGAUUGCAGAGAAUUCAAAAACAGAUUGGCUGGCCAACUUCACUGAGAUGGACUUAUCAAAAGCUCAUCUACCAAACUCUGAAGGAUGCCUUAUAUUCAAUGGAUUGGUUUUGGACCAAGGAAGCAUAUCAACCGGAAUUAUGUUAUUGGCUCCCAAGUCGAUAAACCGAAGUGAUGCGCCAAAUCUUCAUAAUUUGAUAUUUUGUGUCAUGACAGGCACUGUGAGAGUGCUGACUGACAAAGCUAGCGAACACGUGAAAAAAUAUAGUCAUUUCACAGUGCCUUGUGGUGUUACAUGUACUAUAGAAAAUUCAUCCAGACGAAAGGCGGUUUUAAGUUUCAUCAUGGUUCCCUGCAACGCACAUAUCGUGGGAAAGAAUGCAGAUUGUACUUGUGUAAAGUACAGAUCAAAACUUGGAGUUUCUCGUUAAAAAAAUGGUGGUAAUGAUUUUUAGGAAGCGAUGUUCUGCGCCACGUCAGCAGGAGAUAUGGUUCCGUGCUCAAACAAAACUCGCAACACAAAGUCUCCCAGGUGAACAGGUCCUUACUUCAUCACAGUAUUACAGGGUACAUAGAAAUCGCCACCGAUCGAAAAGCAUCUGCAGUCUUCGAAGAGCGUGCAAUUUUUCUGUUAUAUCACAAGGCGUGAAAUAUAUGGAAGGCGUAUAAUCUUUCGACGGAAUACAUCACCGUUCUAACAUAAUUGGAC